This is a messenger RNA of Telopea speciosissima, 504 nucleotides long. RefSeq names its product calmodulin-like protein 5. Gene Ontology annotation, molecular function: enzyme regulator activity; calcium ion binding. The record is from RefSeq and is a predicted model, not a curated record. The transcript has a single exon. Bases 22 to 489 code for a protein of 155 amino acids. NCBI's taxonomy places the organism in Eukaryota, Viridiplantae, Streptophyta, Magnoliopsida, Proteales, Proteaceae.
CUCAUUGGGUAGUUUUAGAAGAUGCUGCAGCUUCUGAGCUUUGUGUUAUUGGGAGUUAUCUUCCUCUGUAGUCUUAUAAAUCCUCUCAUUUUCUCUGUUCCUCCUGAGAAGUUUCUUGCUUGGCUUCGAUCUUUGUUUCUCACUAUUUCAUCCACCAUGUCCACCACAACUAUUUCAACUUCCAUCACUGAACCUUCAAUGAAAGAAGAGAAUAAAGAUAAGAACAACGCCCAUAGCCACGACAAAGUGGAGCUGGAGAGGGUUUUUACUACCUUCGACAAGAACGGAGAUGGGUUCAUAAGGAAGCAAGAAUUAGGGGAGUCCCUGAAGAAUAUGGGUUUGUUCACUACAGAGGAAGAAGUGGAAAGCAUGGUUGCAGAUUUGAAUUCUAAUGGUGAUGGGCUCAUCGAUCUUGAUGGGUUCUAUGAAUUAUAUGAUUCGAUGGGGGGAGGAAUCGAGGAAAGAAGGAAGAUGAGGAAGAGGAAGUGAAGGGAAAUGAUGAUG